Messenger RNA from Symbiodinium sp. CCMP2592, 3792 nucleotides. The record is from the annotation of a GenBank genome assembly. Lineage: Eukaryota; Dinophyceae; Suessiales; Symbiodiniaceae.
AUGGCAAUCGCCCGGCGGUCUCCCAAAGAUCCGUCGCCCGCCGAGAUCGACGAACACCGCGCAGCGGGGCAUGUUACGCACCGUUCCUGGUGCAUACACUGCUGCAGGGCCCGUGCUGGGGCCCCACGACAUGCGACCGGCGAGGCUGCGGACCACGACGCUGGUAGGUUGCCCUACGUUUCACUAGACUACUUUUACCUGAACUCUGGCCAAGAAAAGAGUUUUAAGGAAGUUUGUUUGAAAAGCGACAACGAGAACCCCAUCGUGGCGCUGAAGAAGAAGGUGAAAGAAGAGAUGAGUUUGAAGGUGCACCUCGUUGAGGUGCCGGUGGAAGACCACCAAGCAAAUGGAUACAUUGAGGUGGGCGUGCGUGAGAUGAAGCGGCAGGUCCGGGCGAUUCUCUCGGACUUGCAAGAGCGGCUUGGUUUCGAUAUCGAGCCGGCCCAUCCAUGCAUGAUGUGGCUUCCGCGCCACGCUGCCUACCUGCUUUCUCGGUUCCGCGUGGGAGCGGACGGCCGGACGCCUUACGAGAGGACGUUCGGAAGGAAGUGGAAGACUCCACUUGUGAGCUUCGGCGAGCACGUGCUCUUUAGGCCGAGGCAGCCGCGAGACGGCAGGAAACACGACCUAGAGCCCAGAGUUAGCAUGGGCAUGUUCGUGGGGGUUGGCGCCAACAACGACGUGUUCAUCAUGACAGAACGGGGUGUUGUGAAGGGCGCCUCGAUCAUGCGCCGGCCUCCUGCGGACCAGUACAAGUACGAGAACUGGCGUGCGCCGCAGGAGGAAGUGGUUCCGAGGAACCUGUACGUUCUAAAGAGCGACCUGGAGAGGCACGGCUACACGCCGCUGUGCCCGGGCUGUGAAGCCCUGAUCUGCGAUAUGCGGAACUUCAGAAGACUGAAGACGGAAAGGCGCGCAUUGAUGCGGCCAGGGCCCGGCUUGACGCCGGGAGGAGGCCCAAGAACCAAGGAGGGGCUCCAGCAGCUGCGGCCGCGGCCAACGCACCUGUGUUGGUCGGCGCGCCGGAGCCAGACGCCGAAAUGGCUGCGGGAGAAGCAGCAGGAACGCGAGGACGUUCGAGAUGGAAGCCCCAGGAAGAAGAGGAAGGAAGGAAAGAAGAAAGGAGAGAAGAGAGACGCCGACGAGGACGUCGAAGUGCUGCACGAAAAGAUGCAGCAAGCAGAUGGAGGAGGAGAAGAAGCAACAGUGAUGGGGCCACUCCCUUCUGCUGGGAGUAGAGAUCCCCAACAAGAGCGGGUGCCAGAGCCAUCGGCCGAUUCGGCUGGAGGAUCUGGCGCUAUGGCUCUGAACCAGUUCACCGAGUGCCUCUGCGCUGUCUUGAGGGACGCGCGCGCCAAGGGCACCGUGAAGGAAGUUUUCUCCGUGCCGCGGGUUGCGGCACAGGCACAAGUGAAGGCCAUGAGGCCUGGUUUCUCUGUGGACCUCGAGGCUACUCGUGGGGACGGCGAAGCCUGGGACCUCAGCAAGGACUCCCACGUGAACGAGCUGUUCGAGCUUUUGGAGCGUGAGGAGCCCAAGUUUCUUGGGGGCUCGCCACCACGUGGCCCGCUCUCAAGUUUACAGCAGGUGGUGGAUGCAUCUGCGAAGGUCGCGCCUUCCGCUAGGCGCGAGGCUGUGGAACGAGACCAGAAGCAUCUGAGGACCACCGUCCGUGCUUACUGGACGCAAGUGAACGCAGGAAGGUACUUUCUGCACGAGCACCCUUCGGGAGCAAGAAGCUGGGAGGAGCCAGAGGUUAAGGAACUCAAGGCGGACCCCCGCGUCUUUGAAGUUCGAGGUCCCACCUGUCGGUGGAGUCUGAGUGGAAGCUCUAAAGCGACUGUGAACAAGGAGACGCGGUGGCUCACGAACUCGAGUACCGUCGCCGACGUGCUGCGCAGAGCGAGCGCGGCAUCAAAGGGCAAGCUUUGGCACCGGGAGGCCGAGAUCGUCAAGGGACGGGUCAAGGCCACCCAGGAAUAUCCCGCAAAGCUUGUGCAGGGUAUCUUGGAGGCGUUUCGCGCCCAACUUAUCGAGGACGGCGAGUUUUCUCAAGCUCUCAACAUGAUGGAGGCAGGUCCUGUACCGGACUCUGCUCCUGUCAUUGACGAGGAGGAAGAGGUCUUCAACCACCUUCCGGAGGCGAGCGAUCCUAUCGAGGGACCUGUCUACGACUCCAACACUGGAGCAGAGUUGGACCUCGAGAAGGUUGCAGCCGCUCGCAAGGAAGAACUAGAGUGGGUUCGAAAGCAAGACCUCUACGAGAAAGUUCCGGAGGAGCAAGCAAAGGCUGCAGGAAAGAUGCCCAUAACGAUGAAAUGGGUAGAUCGCAAUAAAGGGGAUAACGAACGGCCCAACUACCGAUCACGACUUGUCUGUCGUGAGGUAAAGCGUGCCAAGAACGCGGAAUUCAUUCCCGAGUUCGCUUCCUUUAGCGCGAUGCCGCCCCUCGAGGCGGUAAAACUGCUCCUGUCACUCAUGGUGACACUGAAGGUCGCCAAGAAGAGCCGAUCACCUCUGAAGCUUCGGCUCAUCGACAUAUCCCGGGCUCACUUCUAUGGGAAGGCCCAGAGGGAUGUCUUUGUGACGUUACCUGAGGGUGACCGUACACCAGGGAUGGUUGGCAAGCUUCGCAAGUCCAUGUAUGGGACGCGGGAUGCAGCUGCCAUAUGGCAGGCUGAUUACACCGCGGCCCUUUUGGCUGCUGGGUUCGAAAGAUGCCCAGCAUGGCCUGCCAUCUUCUUCCACAAGGAUCGAGAGAUUCGUCUCCUGGUCCACGGUGACGAUUUCCUCAUUUUGAGUGACGACGCCGGACAAGCCUAUGUGGAGCAGAUCCUGAGAUCCAAGUACGACCUUAGGGUUGAUGGAAGCAUCGGGCAAGGGGAAAAGAGGCAGGAGUUUUGUGUACUGAACCGUCUCGUACGUUUCGACGAGAGGUCAGGCACUAUCUCCUACGAGCCUGACCCCAGGCACGCUGAAAUCAUUCUGAAAGACUUGGAAAUGGAAACCUGCAAGCCGGUAAAGAGCCCAAACGAAAAGCUUAAGGCAGAAGACGUUGCAAAGCGUCUGGAGAUGCCUACGGUUGCGCCGGACCGCAUUAGCAAGUACCGCUCCUUGGUCAUGCGUGCGGCCUUUUUGGCGCAAGACAGGCCAGAUCUGUCUGAAACCGUCAAGUGCCUUGCACGGAAGAUGCAAGGGCCUACGGAGGCUGACUUCGGAGACCUCAAAAGGGUGGCUCGGUAUCUGAAAGGUACAAUGCGGCUGGUGCAAAGGUUCACGCCACAGAGGUUCAGCGAGGUAGUCACAGUCCAUGCGGACAGUGACUUCGCGGGAUGCCUUCAGACGCGCAAAAGCACCACCGGACUCGUGUGCUACUACGGCAAGCACGAGGUGAGACACUCGAGCAACCUUCAAAGCACGGUGUCACUAUCCUCGGGAGAAGCCGAGUACUACGCUCUGGUGAAGGGAGUGGCCAGCGGGAUGGCUACUCAAGAGCUAUUGCGUGGAUGGGGCUUGGACGUGAAGCUGCAGGUUCACACUGACAGCGCUGCUGCGCUGGGUACCUGCAACAGACUCGGGUUGGGUAAGUCCCGACACGUGCAGACACGUUACCUGUGGAUCCAAGAGAAGCUCGCAAACAAGCAGUUCGAGCUGUUCAAGAUCGACACCAAGCUGAACACGGCUGACCUGCUUACUAAGUCGCUAGCCGUGGAAAGUGCUGAGCAGCACCUGAAACGCAUGGGCUUCGAAGUGGUCUCUGGUAGAAACGGUUUAGCGAAAGCAGUUGUAUAG